GAAAACCAUUUCCUAUUCCUGGCUUCUCUGCCAGCCCAGAGAGACUGAUGAAGAAGAAAAGUUUCCAAAUAUACCAGGGUGGGCUUUUCUGGUUUCUGAGCGCUGUUGCUGUCUGCUGUUCGACAUCUGUGUCCCCUGAGACGCUGGGAAAUGCAGGUGCAGGGGCCCGGGCAGCAGCUGCCGUGUCCGGGCUGGGUCCCCGCCAUCUCCUCAGUCUGUUUCCUCGGGCUGUGUGCUCGCGCUUGACCAUGUUUGGGCAUGGAGGCUCGUCCCAGAUGGGGACCCAAGGCUGCUUCCCUGGAGACGGGCUGGGAGGCCAAACUUCCUGCUAGCGCCGCCGGGGCCUCUUUUGGGGUGGGGGCUGGGGGUCAGGAAGAAAGAAACCCUCUGCUUGCCGAAGACCCCUCGAGGCACUGGGAGCCUAAAUGACCGCUGUCCCCAGUGGGCAUGGGGAAGAAGUUGGUGAUGGCCCAGAAGCGAGGAGAGACUAGAGCCCUUUGCCUGGGUGUGGCCAUGGUGAUGUGUGCUGUCAUCACCUACUACAUCCUGGGAACGACUAUGCUGCCCCUCUACCAGAAAAGCGUGUGGACCCAGGAAUCCUUGUGUCGGCUGAUUGAGACCAACAUCAGGGACCAGGAGGAGCUGGAGGGCAAGAAGGUGCCGCAGUACCCAUGCCUGUGGGUCAAUGUGUCAGCCGUGGGCAAGUGGGCUGUGCUGUACCACACGGAGGAGACUCGGGACCGGAAUCAGCAGUGCUCCUACAUCCCAGGCAGCCUGGACAACUACCAGAUGGCCCUGGCCGACGUGGAGAAGGUCAGAGCCAAAUUCCACGAGCGCCAGGUUUUCUACUGCUUCUCCACGACGCAGGAGAACGAGACCAGCGUCCUGUAUCAGCGUCUGUACGGGCCCCAGGCCCUCCUCGCCUCCCUCUUCUGGCCCACCUUCCUGCUCACCGGUGGCCUCCUCAUUAUUGCCAUGGUGAAGAUCAACCGGUCCCUCUCCAUCCUGGCGGCCCAGAAGUAGACUCAUUCCUGCCCCUCCAGGGGUGGGACUGCUCCCCACCUGCCGGACGGGCCUCCUUCCCCCGCCCCCCUCUCCAGCUCAUCCUGCCUCCUGCUUCAUGGUUGACCUUUGGGAAAUCCCUUAGUUAAAGUCAUUUCUGACUCAAGAAUGUACAAUGGCUCCCCACGGCCUUGCUGGACACAAGGCCAGCUGGUUACAGCUCUCUGAUGCCUGUUUCCACUCAGCUGACGCAUACCUGAUUCCUAUGGUGUCACCACAGCGAGGAUUGUCACCUCUGUCCCGUGUUCUCCUGCUGCCUCAGAGGACUGCCUCGCCCACCCGGGCAGCCGUCCUUGGCAGACUGCAGUCCUUUAUUUGCAUUUCACAAUAAAAACAACAGCUCUC
This is a messenger RNA of Oryctolagus cuniculus (rabbit), 1407 nucleotides long. It is a transcript of the gene KCNMB1, whose product is annotated as potassium calcium-activated channel subfamily M regulatory beta subunit 1. The record is from RefSeq and is marked provisional. Gene Ontology annotation, cellular component: voltage-gated potassium channel complex; membrane. Gene Ontology annotation, biological process: potassium ion transport; detection of calcium ion. NCBI's taxonomy places the organism in Eukaryota, Metazoa, Chordata, Mammalia, Lagomorpha, Leporidae. Gene Ontology annotation, molecular function: calcium-activated potassium channel activity; potassium channel regulator activity.